Messenger RNA from Rotaria sordida, 1090 nucleotides. NCBI's taxonomy places the organism in Eukaryota, Metazoa, Rotifera, Eurotatoria, Philodinida, Philodinidae. The record is from the annotation of a GenBank genome assembly.
AUGAUCUUGAAAAUUCAACAAAAUAUUACUGAAUUACAAAUACAAAUUGAAGAAGAACAAAGACAACGUGAUGAAGCACGUGAAGCAGCUGCUGUAGCUGAACGUCGUACUAAUCUUAUAACUGGUGAACUUGAAGAAUUACGUACAGCUUUAAAACAAGCUGAAUGUGCACGUAAAGCAGCUGAAAAUGAAUUACAUGAUGCAGUUGAUCGUAUUAGUGAUAUAAAUACACAAAAUGCGAAUUUAUUUUCACAACGACGACAACUUGAAUCAACUAUUACUGCUAUGCAAGCUGAUUUAGAUGAAGCUGUUAGUGAACUUAAAAAUAAUGAAGAACAUGCUAAGAAAGCAAGUGCUGAUGCUUCACAUCUUGUUGAAGAAUUACGUCAAGAACAAGAUCAUGCUUUACAAGUUGAACGAUUAUGCAAAGGUCUUGAACAACAGGUUAAAGAUCUUCAAACACGUCUUGAUGAAGCUGAAGCUAAUUCACUUAAAGGUGGAAAACGUGUUAUUGCUAAACUUGAACAACGUAUACAUGAAUUGGAGAAUGAAAAUGAAUUAGAACAACAUCGUCAUCAGGAAACGUUGAAAGAAUUACGUAAAAAUGAUCGUCGUUUGGAAGAACUUGCAUUUCAAACAGAAGAAGAUCGUCAAAAUCAAUUACGUUUACAAGAUCUUACUGAAAAAUUACAAUCAAAGAUUAAAGUUUACAAACGUCAAGUUGAAGAAGCUGAGGAAAUUGCUGCACUUAAUUUAGCUAAGUUUCGUAAAGUUCAAACAGAACUUGGUGAGUUAAUUAAUGAAAAAAAAACAAUCGAAAAUGUUUUUCUUUUUGCAGAAGACUCAACUGAACGUGCUGAUUUAGCUGAAAAUCAACUUAGUAAAUUACGUGCCAAAAAUCGAACGUCUGUUGUGAAUAGUCGUUCUUUAUUCAUCUAGAAAUCCAAAAGACAAGACAAAAAAAAAAUCAUAAUCAAUUAACAAAAAAAAAAAAAAGAACGAUUUAUUUUUUUUUUAUUUUGUUUCAGUUAAAAUAGUUGGCAUAGUACAUGUUAUAUGAAUAGUUGAUACCCAACGUGUAUCAUUCAUA